Molecule: messenger RNA, 1167 nt
Organism: Pseudocercospora fijiensis CIRAD86
Lineage: Eukaryota; Fungi; Ascomycota; Dothideomycetes; Mycosphaerellales; Mycosphaerellaceae
Exons: 3
Coding region: 1-1167 (388 amino acids)
Biological process (GO): actin cortical patch localization; endocytosis; actin filament organization
Cellular component (GO): actin cortical patch
Molecular function (GO): ubiquitin binding; phosphatidylinositol binding
Source: RefSeq, a predicted model, not a curated record
AUGUUCGGCGGCUCACGGAAACCCUACUCGGCCAUCACGGUCCAGGUCGAUCGUUUGACGAGUGAGCAAUAUGAAGAAGACGACAUCAGUGGCAUCAUCGAAUUGGUAGAAGUCAUUCGCAUUCAAGAUUCAGGCCCGACAGAGGCUGCGAGAGCAAUUCGCAAAAAGCUACAAGUCCGAGCGCUUGUAAUUCUGGAUGGCUUGAUACAGAAUGCAGGAGGUCGCUUUCAGAGAGCGUUCGCGGACGAGCCCUUGCUCGAACGCUUACGCUUAAUCGCCCGUGACGAAGCAGUCGAUCCGCACGUUCGACAGAAGUGUAGAGUGUUGUUCACACAGUGGGCCAACGCUUACAAGGGCACUUCUGGACUGGACCGGAUUGCCAAUCUCUACAAAGAAUUUCCAAAAACUCAACGUCCGGCGGCUGCUCGCCAAAAGGUACUCAGGGAGACUGAACCACCUCUUGAAUCUCCAUUUGACGAGAGUCCGGCACGUUCACGAUCAAACUCGAAGACCACACCCUCAAACCCUGUGACACUUACGCCAACAUCCUCAAGCCUCUCUUCUAAGCUUUUCAAGGAUAAAAAGCGGUCGUCAUCAGGAAAACCGUUCAGUCUGUCGCGCGAAAAAGAGAACAUGACCAAUGCCAUUGCCAAAGCAUCGAUUGCAUCCACUAAUCUGCUAAAUGGUCUCCAGCUCAUCAACAGAGAGAAUGAGAGGAUUUCUGCGAACAUAGAGGUUGUGCGGAGAUUCGAGACCUGUAAAUCCUUGAGAAGACAGAUUCUUUACUACAUCCAGCAUGUCGAAUCUGAUGAGUGGAUUGGAAGCCUUGUCAAUGCCAAUGAUGAACUUGUCAAGGCUCUGACAGCAUACGAGAUCAUGGACAGAAGCAUCAGCGACGACAGUGACAGCGAUGCUUGGGAAGACAGCAAGCACGCAGUACCUUCAGGGUCGAGCAAAGUUCAAGAUCAAUUGGCAGGGCUAUCGCUGGACGAAGCUCCUCCUGCAAAACCACCAAGACCAUUUUCUAUCCCAAUGCCACCGAAGCGAGCACCGAUACCCCAGCCGGGAAAGGAGGAAGAGGAAGACGAUGAUGACCCAUUUGGCGAUUCGAAUGCAGUACAAACACCUUUCCAUGAGCCUAGUGGAUUAAGAUGGAAGGAAGUAUGA